AUGUCUGCCCCCCCGGCCUAUCGUUUGCUGGCAAUCCAAAGCCAUGUCGUGACGGGCUAUGUCGGCAAUCGAUCUGCUACCUUUCCUGCUCAGCUGCUAGGCUGGGAUGUUGACGCUCUGAAUACCGUGCAGUUUUCCAAUCACACUGGCUAUGGCCGAUGGGGUGGCCAUCGUUUUGAUGCACAGCAGCUGAAUGACAUUCUUACAGGGAUGGAUCAGAACGGCCUUGUGCGUCACGAUCGCCUCCUCACGGGGUAUACGCCAUCUCCCGAAGCGUUGGCUGUCGUCGAAGCGUUCAUUAUUUCGUUGCGGAAGCAGAACCCUGACGUGAUUUACCUCUUGGAUCCCGUCAUGGGUGACAUGGACCGCGGCAUGUAUGUCAACCCUGAUGUGCUCCCGAUCUACCGCCGCAUGCUGUCGCUCUCUACUAUCAUCUGCCCCAACCAAUUUGAGGCACAGGUCUUGGUCGGCCACGAGAUUACGACGCUUUCGUCCUUGCAGCAUGCGCUGCAUGUACUGCAUUACAAAUACAAGGUGCCCAAUGUGGUUAUUACCUCUCUGGAGCUUCCAGAAUCCGAGAUGAAGAAAAUCGGCGCUACGCCGACCAUGGCGGAUGGCCAGCCGGCCAUGCUGCUGGUUGGUUCCAGUGUUCAGGAAGAUGGAAGCGACGCAUCAUGGCUACUUCAAUUCCCGACACUGGGCGAGUACUUCUCGGGUGUAGGUGACUUGUUUGCCUCGCUGGUCCUCUCGCGUUUCUCGUGCCGUGGCACCGAUGUGCCUGGACCGGCCCGUACUUCGGACGAAGUAGCUGCCGCACCUCGUGAGCCUGCCGCAGGGGACGAGUGUACGUUGCCAGUGGCCCGAGCUGUGAUGUACGCGGUCGCUUCGCUCCAGCAUGUGCUUCAACGUACACGAGAAACGAUGAUUGCCGAGGGCCAGCGGCAAGGCAUCGACCCGUUUCAGCCAGCGCACCUGGCCGAAGUGGAUGAGCGUGUGAAAAUCAUGCGGCUUCGUGAGUUGCGCAUCGUUCAAAGUGCGCAGGAGAUUCUCGCGCCGAGUAUUUUGCACCGCCCUCGCUGGACAGGGCCUUUGUAG
Messenger RNA from Malassezia pachydermatis, 1095 nucleotides. RefSeq names its product pyridoxal kinase. Gene Ontology annotation, molecular function: pyridoxal kinase activity. The record is from RefSeq and is a predicted model, not a curated record. The transcript is spliced from 2 exons. Gene Ontology annotation, cellular component: cytosol. Bases 1 to 1095 code for a protein of 364 amino acids. Gene Ontology annotation, biological process: pyridoxal 5'-phosphate salvage. Lineage: Eukaryota; Fungi; Basidiomycota; Malasseziomycetes; Malasseziales; Malasseziaceae.